This is a messenger RNA of Raphanus sativus (radish), 1649 nucleotides long. Its product is annotated as protein NRT1/ PTR FAMILY 5.11-like. Gene Ontology annotation, biological process: dipeptide transport; transmembrane transport. Gene Ontology annotation, cellular component: membrane. Lineage: Eukaryota; Viridiplantae; Streptophyta; Magnoliopsida; Brassicales; Brassicaceae. The record is from RefSeq and is a predicted model, not a curated record. The transcript is spliced from 4 exons. Gene Ontology annotation, molecular function: tripeptide transmembrane transporter activity; dipeptide transmembrane transporter activity. Bases 23 to 1627 code for a protein of 534 amino acids.
UACAACACAACACAAGAAGCCAAUGGCAACCACCUACGAUGAGAUCGGAGACUCUGUUCAACCAGGCACCAUCGAAGGUUCCAUGAGAUUCUCAUCUGGAGGAUGGAGAUCAGCUAGGCUUAUCAUCGGUGUAGAAAUGGCGGAGCAGUUCGCCUUUUAUGGUAUCUCGUCGAACCUGAUAACGUACCUCACGGGGCCAUUGGGAGAAUCAACGGCUUCAGCUGCGGCUACUGUCAACGCCUGGAAUGGAACGCUGUCGUUUUUACCACUCUUCUGGGGCUUCAUUGCUGACUCGUUUCUCGGCCGUUUCCGUACUAUACUAAUCGCAUCUUGUCUUUAUAUCUUGGGACUUGGGCAGCUGUCGUUUUCAGCCAUGAGUUCUUCUCACCAGAAAGAUCCGAAUCAACUCCAAGUGACUCUCUUCUUCUGUUCCUUGUAUCUUAUAGCCAUAGGACAUGGCGGUUACAACCCGUGUAUUAAGGUAUUUGGUGCUGAUCAACUUAAUGGAAGUGACUUAAAAGAGACCAAAGCCAAGAGCUCUUACUUUAACUGGCUAAUGUUUGGAAGUUGUAUUGGCAUGUUAGCCACUCGUUUGAUCUCUGUCUAUAUUCAAGAGAACUUAAGUUGGUCACUGGGAUUUGGCGUUCCAAGUGUUUCCAUGCUACUUUCUCUGUCGCUCUUCCUCCUUGGAACUAAGAAUUAUCGUUUCAGCACUGCAAGAGGAGAAAACAAAAACCCUUUUGCUAGAAUCAGUCAUGUUUUUAUUGAGGCUGUAAGGAACAGAGGACAACUAGAUUUAGAUGUAUAUAACCUUAAUGAGACCCUUCUUCAUGUCCCUUUACAAGACUCAAAGAAACUCAGAUUUCUUGACAAGGCGGCAACUUCGUGUAGCUUUGCUGAAAUUGAAGAAGCAAAAGCUGUGCUUAAUCUCAUUCCCAUAUGGAUGAGUUGUUUAGUCUACGCCAUUGUAAAUGCACAAUGCCACACUCUUUUCACAAAGCAAGGAGCCACAAUGGACAGGUCAAUCGCACCAGGACUCUUAGUCCCUGCAGCUACACUCCAAUGUUUCAUAAGCCUUACAAUGGUCACUUUCAUCCCAAUCUACGACCGUAUACUUGUCCCCAUGGCAAGAUCCUUCACUCAAAACCCAUCAGGAAUUACAUUACUUCAAAGGAUAGGAACAGGCCUGUUUCUCUCUGUUCUUGCUAUGGUAGUAGCCGCCUUGGUCGAGUCUAAAAGACUCCAAACCGCUCGAGAUGACGCCACUAUACUGAUGAGCGUGUGGUGGUUGGUUCCGCAGUACCUUAUCUAUGGAGUUGCGGAUGUGUUCACAAUAGUAGGUUUGCAAGAAUUCUUCUAUGACCAAGUCCCUUGUGAGCUUAGGAGCGUUGGUAUGGCUUUGAACUUAAGUAUUUACGGUGUUGGCAACUUUGCAAGCAGCUUCAUGAUAUCACUAAUUGAUAAGAUCACAAGCCAGUCUGGUCAAACAAGCUGGUUCGAUAACGACCUGAACAAGGCUCACUUAGAUUACUUUUACUGGCUACUCGCUUGUCUCAGCUCCAUUGGUUUAGCUUCUUACUUGUGGUUUGCCAGGUCGUAUGUCUACAGUAGACCAAACACGUUAUAAAACAUUUUGUGGUUUUUAACUU